AUGGAAAAGCGCGGCGUCCCCACCGCGGCCAUCAUUACCCACGUUUUCCUCAACACAGCUCAGGCUAUGACCCGCAUGAUGGGUGUGCCCGACUAUCGCUAUGUGGUCGCCCAGCAUCCGCUGUCCAGCCUGACCGACGAUGAGGUCAAGGCCCGCGCCGCCGAACUCGCCGACGAGGUGGAGUCGAUCCUGACCGGCCAGGCCGUCGCCGCUUAG
This is a messenger RNA of Geodia barretti, 216 nucleotides long. NCBI's taxonomy places the organism in Eukaryota, Metazoa, Porifera, Demospongiae, Tetractinellida, Geodiidae. The record is from the annotation of a GenBank genome assembly.